AUGCAGGGUGGGACGUUUGGCGAAAACACGUACACAGCACGGUGGAGGAUGCAGCGUUCGCGAGCCCUCUCUUGCGAACCUAUCGGUUUCUCACGCCCCCUACCCCCUCCAGCACCACUAAAAAAGAAAUCUAGGGAAUGGGCUGAGGGGAUUGCUGGUGCCCCCCAGGAAUGGGUUGCCCUUCCUCGUGGGCAUACAGCCGCGCUUGACGCCAGCGAAACGCCUUGCGAUACUAAUUCCACUGCCCUGAACGACCAGCAGCAGCAGCAACAACAGCAGAGACGACAGUGGGAAGCACGUGCUCAAUCUUCUUCAGCUCCUGAACAAGCACAAACGCAACUCGCGGCACUGCCACAAAGCUGGACUGCGGCCAGAGACAGCGACAGAGGAUCUAUGCGGGUGCCCCCCGCCGCCUCUUCUGCUGUUAUUGCCACAUCCGAAGCUCGGCCUAGUCCUUCCUCCUCGACGAAAACUAGUGAGCCUUCCCGCUGGUCAAAUACACUGCGGCAGCGGCAGCAAACACAGCAAACAGAUAGAGAGAAAUUCACUAGCUCGAUGGCUAUAGUUGCACCCAAAGAGCCUUGUCCUAUGACAGCAGGGAGUACCCCAUGCAUACAGCCUACUGUUGCUGAAACGGCGAUGGGAACUGUUGCUGAAACGGCAGUGGAAACUGUUGCUGAAACGGCAGUGGAAACUGGUGCUGAGAAAAAGGAUUUUGGGAUGGCCUUUGAAGCCAUGCUGCUGUGGAAGUCGUGUCAAAGGCCACCCCUGAAGGGAGCCUGUGAGGCUUGCAGGAGACAGCCUGCGCGCAGUGCAGGUGCCUGCAUUCUCCGGAGGGUUCUUCAAGCAGCAAGCGUGCGAGCAGGAGCUGACACAGCACGACCACGUGCUUCUGCGACAACAGGGAGCUCGUGCAUGGCGUGCGCAUACUCGGCAUGUUUUAACAGCAACGCGACAAGCAUGAGCAGGGGAGAGAGAAUUCUAUUUCUCCUGCUUAGACUGAGGCCGUUCGCGCCUUUGCUCUUUCUAGCCGGCGUCAUUUUUUUGAUUUGUCUCCCGUCAUGGCCUCAUCCGACAGAAGUCGAAGAGCAUGCCUUCGUAUCUGGUCAGCAUGGAUCUGCUUUCAACGCUUCAAGAAAGACUCCCGCUGCCGAAACCGUCUUGCCUCUCGCAACGCUCGUGUACAUCAGACUGGAGGCUGCCACGGCUGCCGCUUGGCGCUCUCGAACGGCCACUGCCAGCUUGCCAUGCCUCUCGGGUUCCCUCCGCCCCUCCCGAUACCCCUUUCUCUACCUUCCCGACUCCUCAAAACACGCCACCAGCGGCACUCCGUCCACUGCCGCUGAUGCGACUCCUGCAUCGCCCCCCCCCAGGCGUCGUCUCGACCGCUGCUCGGAAAGAGCGCAUGCUCCCGCUGCGCUGCAAGAGCUGCAUGCCGUCUUCACAGCCCUCCAACUGGAGUCCGUCUUGCAGCCCUUCUACCUCGCAGAGCCUUUGGGGACGGCGGCGGCAACGGAGAUGCCGAUCGCAGCUGCCUCAACAGCAGCCACUCUACACUUCAACUUCGUCGGAGUCGCACGCAGCAGCAGGGGAGACGGUCGGGAAGCUGUUGUGCUCCCCUUUCUGUACGAUUUCCUCGAUCCCCCCGCGGCGCCUCCUGUCCCCUUCGAUUCUGCAGGUGCGGAGGAGCACUCCUCCACAACUGCAGACUCGACAGUCGUGGCGCGAACAGUGCAGCGUUUCCUCGAAGCAGCCAGCGUCGCAGGCGCAGCCCAAGCCGCGGCGCUCCCUGCAAAGGGCCUUAAAGCCUUAGACGACGUCGACUGGCUGAGCCUCCUGCAGCAACUGCCUCCUUUAGACACCUUCGCGGAGACUUUGCUCACGCAACACGGACUCAGAAUGUCGUCACGCGUUGCCGCAGCCGCAGCUGCUGCCCUUGCUGUACAACUGCACCAACAUUCGCCAUGGUUAGCCAAAGACGUCAUCCUCGUUGUUGCCGAUAGGCAGCUCCCCUACGCUGCAGGACUGCGUGCCUUUUCGGAGGAGUUUUUCAGAGGUCGCUCUCAUCCUCAUCAUAGCGUCAGCCUCGGAGUCGCUGCAGUUGCUGAAGCCGCUCUUGCGGCAGGCUCCCGCUGGACAGAUCCCCACGUCAUUCCGCGCAAACUCCGACAAGAACUGCUGCUGCUGCUGCAGGAGCAGCAACGCCAGCCACAUAGGGGCCUCCUGCUGCCUGACUACGGAGCUUUGAGCUUCAUGCAUGUCGAUUUUGAAGGAGCUGAUGGGCAGCUAGUGAAUGAAGACAUGGCUAACGUCGUGUUGCAGGAAGCGCGUGGCGAGUCUCUCUCUACGACCUUGCGCAGCUUUUGGGAGCAAGUGUCGCGGCCGUUGCUUGGUGCUGGUGCCCACACAAGCGUUGAGCCUCUUCUUCGGUGGCAACAGCAGCAGCAACAGCAGCAACAGCAACAGCAG
Cyclospora cayetanensis is the source of this 2469-nucleotide messenger RNA. RefSeq lists its product as uncharacterized. The annotation marks the transcript as partial. The record is from RefSeq and is a predicted model, not a curated record. Gene Ontology annotation, cellular component: GPI-anchor transamidase complex; membrane. Gene Ontology annotation, biological process: attachment of GPI anchor to protein. The transcript has 14 exons. NCBI's taxonomy places the organism in Eukaryota, Apicomplexa, Conoidasida, Eucoccidiorida, Eimeriidae.